Molecule: messenger RNA, 1038 nt
Organism: Effrenium voratum
Lineage: Eukaryota; Dinophyceae; Suessiales; Symbiodiniaceae
Source: the annotation of a GenBank genome assembly
CGGUCAAUGAAGUCGUUCCAUGAAUUCGUUCCAUGAAUUCGCCAGUGGCGCUGCCCGAGUUUUGGCUCGACUGACCAGCUCUUUCAACUUCAUCCGAGCUCGAGGAUGUUCCGUGCGGCUCUUUGGGCCCUCUUGGGCGGCGCCGCCGCCCUUGAGCUCACCGAGACUUGCUGCAAAGAGCUUGCGUUGCCACGUUGCCGUGUUUGCCGUGGGAUAACUCAGGAGGCGAACUGGGAUGUGGCGACCUCAUGGGCACAGCAACUGGAAGCGCAAAUGCAACAAACAAGUGGCUAGGCGGAAACGGCCGGGAAGAGCGUCUUCGUCAAGUUCCUGGCACCUUGGUGAGGCCAUUGCAAGAAGCUGAAGCCUGAUUGGGACAAGCUGAUGGAUGAGUUCAAUGGCAGCCCUGGCUCUGUCGUGGCCGACGUGGACUGUACAACAGAAGGAAAGUCCCUAUGCGAGAAGUUUGAGGUUCGGGGGUACCCCACCAUCAAGUACGGGGACCCCGGCGACUUGAAGGACUACCAGGGAGGCCGCGAUUUUGACUCGUUGAAGAAGUUUGCGGAGGAGAACUUGGGGCCGACUUGCGGCCCUGCCAAUUUGGAUCUUUGCAGCGCAGAAGUGAAGAAGAAAGUGGAGUCUUUCAUGGCCAUGUCGUUGGACCGGCUAGAGGGCAAGAUCCGCAACUCCAUUCGAAUCGUGGAGGAGGAGGUGCCCAUCAUGAAGAAGGUCGCGGCUCACUUGAAGAAAUCCAAAAGUGAGCUGUAAGCUCUAGGUACUCAGGUACUCAGCUACUCAGGUACUCAGGUGCUCGGGCACUCUCCAUGUUUCACGGGGUAAAGUAACAAGUCAGUUGCUUGCAAACACUCGGGUUCUUCCGCAACAGACAGUGCGGAAUUCUCUCUGUUCCAAAGCCCAGCCAGUGAAGCAAUCUGCUUAUGAGCAGCUUGCUGAGUGCUUGGGGUGGAGCAGAGAAACCACAGCCGAGCGCAAGAGUCAAAGAGCGCCGGUCACCCUUGGACAUCGCUUGCCCUCGCA